ACAAUGGGGAAGAAGACCUGGCGAUGCAGCAUACUGUGUCUAUGUGCUGGAAUCCUCACCUUCGUGGCUGGAAUCGUAAUGAUUCCACUAUUGAGAAUCUACAUAAAUAACAUGAUAGCGAAGGAAGUAACACUGGAAGAGGGGACUUUUGUGUACGAUGCUUGGAAGGAGCCCCCUUUCCCAAUUUAUUUCGAAUUUUAUUUCUUCGAUGUUCUGAAUCCAGAGGAGGUAUCUACAUUGAAUAAGAAAAUAGAAGUAAAACAACGGGGUCCAUAUACAUACAGUCUCACUUCAAUAAAAAAUAACAUUACAUUCAAUGCAAAUGGCACGGUGUCCUAUCGUGAACCAUACACUUAUGUUUUUGAUCGGUCGAGGUCAGUGGGGCCGGAGUCCGACACAUUUACAACGGUCAACGUAAUCUUGCUGACCAUGUUCAAUACGAUUCGGUAUGAGUACGAAUUCAUCAAGGUAAUGACAGAGUUAUUGGCAGACUCAGUGAAUGACAAUAAGCUUUUCAUACGCCUUUCGGUCCAUGAUAUAAUAUGGGGUUAUGAAGACACUAUUCUCCUUAAAGUGAAAGAAGAACUAAAAGAGUUGGGCAUCCCGUUUGAUGACCAUUUUGGGUUUUUUUACAAGUUAAAUAAUACUGACGAUGGACUUUGGACAAUAGAUUCUGGAAAAAGAGAUUCAGCAAAUAAUUUUGAUAUUCGAUUUUGGAAUGGCAAAAGUAUGUUGGACUUCUGGAGCACAGAAGAAAGCAACAUGAUAAAUGGGACUGAUGGUAAUCUUUUCCAUCCAUUCGUUAAGAAAACAGAUCACCCGCCAUUCUUUUUUUCGGAGCUUUGCAGAUCGAUGACGGUGGAUUUUCAGAGGGACUCCACGGUACAAGGUAUAGAUACCUACAGAUUUACACAUCCUCGUGACAUAUUUGACAACCCCGAUCAAAACCCAGCCAAUGACGGAUUCUGUACUCCACUAAACAACUGUCCACCGAGUGGCCUGUACAAUAUCAGCGUCUGUAGGAAAGGUUCCCCGUUCUCCGUGUCAAUGCCUCAUUUUCUGUAUGGGGAUGACCGAUUGAUUAAUGCAAUUGAGGGGAUGAAACCUGAUGCAUCCCUCCACGAAACGUUUAUAGACAUAAUGCAUGAUAUUGGAUGUGUAUUGAGAACGGAGAGGAAAUACCAAAUAAACAUGCUUGUUAGAAACAAUCCAUCUUUUGAAAUUGUGAAGGAUAUCGAAGACGUUUACUUUCCAGUCUUUUGGUUUAACGAGAGUACAAUUGUCACGGAUGACUGGGCAGAUUUCAUCAGAUCGUCAUAUUUAACACCUGUACACAUCGCCUCUUAUAUACCCUAUAUAUCUAUAGCUGUCGGGGUAGUGGUUACGUUCACCAGUUCUAUCGCUAUUCACAGACAACGAAAAAAGUCAAAGGACAAGAUGCAAGAAAACCAAGAUGGCACUCCGUCUGAAAGGACAUCACUUUUGAUAAACGAUGAUGACUCUCAAUCUGAAAGGACAAAACCUUUGGUUAUUCAGUGA
Molecule: messenger RNA, 1539 nt
Organism: Ylistrum balloti
Lineage: Eukaryota; Metazoa; Mollusca; Bivalvia; Pectinida; Pectinidae
Product: lysosome membrane protein 2-like
Exons: 13
Coding region: 4-1539 (511 amino acids)
Cellular component (GO): membrane; cytoplasm
Molecular function (GO): scavenger receptor activity
Source: RefSeq, a predicted model, not a curated record